Molecule: messenger RNA, 1175 nt
Organism: Paraphaeosphaeria sporulosa
Lineage: Eukaryota; Fungi; Ascomycota; Dothideomycetes; Pleosporales; Didymosphaeriaceae
Exons: 5
Coding region: 116-1090 (324 amino acids)
Source: RefSeq, a predicted model, not a curated record
UUCAAAACAUCAAGUACGCCCCGACAUCGAUCCUAUACGCGGAACUGUGACUUCAAACCGAUUCGUGAGACGAGAGGCUUCCGCAAGUAUAGGCGCGUUCGAGGAAUGGAUCUCUAUGUCUUGGCCGGAAGGCAAUCCAAUCACGUCCGCGCCUCCGGCGAACAAUGUUUCUGCGCAAAAUAACCACGUAAAAAGAAGCGGACUUGGUCGACCUCAGCAAGAUGUCCAGCAAGACUCCGUCCCGCAUUCUUGUAUAUGUCUCCAUAGUCGACCUUGUUGCUCGGGAUGUUGCGCCUGGCCUGACUUAGAUCUCCUAUGGCCCUUCGAUCCUUUCUUUCCAACCCCAAGAGGGGCAGGACAUAGCUCGACGUCGGUUGCGCCAGAUAUCGUUAGCAGUGCUACCCAAAUGAUCACGGAACAGCUCAGUCCUGACACCGUUCUUCGCUCGGACUCAGUCUUCGUUGACGGUUCUUUUUCACUAUGGAACGAAAACUCUAUCUAUCUUGACCAAGUAGAAGAAGCUCUUUCGUGGUCAUCUUUGAGCUCGAGGUCCAUCUCCGGCAAUCAGUGCCCCUGUGUAAAUGCCCAACAGCAACUGCCACCCACGUUCUUUGAGCAGGAAUUCGAGCUUAAAAGCCUUGGCCCGGCCGGAUGGAAGUCGAGCCAAUCCUCGGAAGCGUACUCACCGUCACUGUUGAUGUCAUUGUACAACUGCACAAGGACGCCCAAUAGUGUCUGCGAAUGCGUGCGACCCAACAGUACAACACAUAUGAGAAGCGACCCAAUAUCCAAACUAGCAAUUGACCGGGCACGCUUGCCAAAAUGCAAGCUUCGCAAGCGCCGCUUCCCGUGCCCUCUCAACCCUUGCCAGAAGGUCUUCGGGUCAAGGAACGACCUCGAACGACACUUGGCCACACGCAAACAUCGACGCGAGUCUGGAAGCGAUCGAGUGAACAAGUUCAGAUGCACAGUGUCGUGGUGCAAGAGGAAGUCGGAGGGAUUCAUGAGGAAGGAUCAUUGGGCCAGACAUAUGGGGAAGAUGCAUCCGGAUCUUGCAGUGGGAGACGGAGAGGGUGGGGAUGCUGAAUAGACCGAAGGGUGCAGGCCAGAUUGGUUAAGGGCAGGAAAGGGACACUCGUUCGAUCAUUUUCUUUCAGUUUUUGUGUUUUAGUUAU